UCUAAACUGCCUCCAAUUCCAGCCACACACAGCACUUUCCCCUCACUUUCUGCACUUAAUUCACCUCACCUCGACAUCCUCCUCCGAUAUAACCGACUGUCCGCGGAACCGAGCGCUGGGAUAACCGGAUAAACAGCUUUCUGUUCGGCGACCGCUUCGCUAAUUCACGGCAGCGUCGGCUUUCUGCGCCAAGAGAUGAUGAUGAUGGUAAUGAUGUGGACACCGAACCGCUGGUGAAUUUGCGCAGUAGUUUGGCUGGUCAUGCUGUGCUUUGGAGGGACGAGAGACACUAAGUAAACAAGCGAGCGGAGAGAAAGAAGGAAAACCGAAGCCUCCAUCAUGUCCCGCCAUCAGAGCCGAACCACCAGCCUGGAGGAGAAAGUGACCACGCCCAUUCACAGAAGCUCCGCCCCUUUGCAGAAAAGCUCCACACCCACGCACAAGAGCGCCUCCUCCUCCUCGUCCUCUCAGAGGGACAGCCGACAGGAGCAGGACAGUUGGGAGAUCAUCGAGGGUCUGAGAAUCGGACAGACUCAUGUGCAGCGGCCCGAGAAACAUGAAGGCUUCAUGCUGAAGAAGAGGAAGUGGCCUCUAAAGGGCUGGCACAAGCGUUUUUUCGUCCUAGAUAACGGCAUCCUGAAGUACUCCAAAUCUCCAGUAGAUAUUCAGAAAGGAAAGCUUCAUGGCAGUAUAGAUGUGGGUCUGUCAGUGAUGUCCAUCAAGAAACGGGCUCGCCGCAUCGACCUGGACACAGAAGAGCACAUUUACCAUCUGAAGGUGAAGUCUCCAGAUGUGUUUGACCUCUGGGUGUGUAAGCUGCGUCACCAUCGUCUGUUCCGGCAGAACGAGAUCGUUCGCUCUCCUCGGGACGCUACGCUACGAACCUUCCCUCCGUCUGCUGGCGCAGAGUCGCCCCAGAACACCCCGUCCAGCACACACCCUAACAAGGGUAAACCCAGUAGUUUUCCCUGGCAGCUGCCGCCGUCCUGCAGUAACGGGCAGAGUAAAGUGGCAGCCUGGUUGCAGGAGUCAGAAGAGAUGGACAAGUGUGCUGAAGAGCUUGCCUACUGCCAGUCCAGUCUUUUAGAGCUGAAUCAACUUCUGCAGAGUCUGGAGAUCUUACAGAGGACACAGUCUGCUCCCAACUUCACUGACAUGCAGAGUAACUGUGUAGAUUUGUCAAAGAAAGAAAAGCGCGUCAGCAGAAGAUGGAGGACUAAAAGUGUCAGCAAAGAUGCAAAAUUGCAGCAGCAGGUUCCCCUGAGUGCAAGCAUGUCUCAAGUGCGCCUCCACUCCUCCAAUCCUAACCUGUGUGCGGAGCUGGCCGAUUUCCAGACCCCCGUCACGCGUCUGACUGACGGCAUCGACAGCACCGGCGACUACAUCAAACUGCAGGAAAAUUUCUGCAUCAUUGCACAGAAAGUGCACUCUCUUCUGAAGUCUGCCUUCAACACUGUGGCCAUAGAGAAAGAGAAGAUCAAGCAGGUGUUGCUUGACCAGGAACAAACCGGCCAAUCAAAUCAGAUUGUUACCCUCCGCCGCUCCCUAUCACAGGCCUUGUCCCAGAAUGCCGAGCUGAAGACGCGUUUGAACCGGAUCCACUCAGAGUCAGUCCUGUCGGAGCAGGUCGUCAGUGUCAACAUCAUCAGCAGUCCUGAUGAGGCCUGUGAGCCUCUGCAUGUGGGUCUGCCUCUCUCUCAGCAGGUCUCCAAUGAGAGCAGACUCUCCAUGUCCGAGUCGGUGUCUGAGUUCUUCGACGCUCAGGAGGUGCUUCUGUCCGCAAGCUCAUCUGAGAACGAGGCCUCUGAUGAUGAGUCUUACGUCAGUGAUGUGAGUGAUAAUAUUUCCGAGGACAAUGCCAGCGUCACGGAUAACGUUUCCAGACAGAUGCCUAAUGGUGAGCUGGCCAGCAGUGUGUUUCGUAACGGCAGACGUCCGUGUCUCCCGGCUCCUGCUCCCGACACCUCCAACAUCAACCUGUGGAACAUCCUGAAAAACAACAUCGGCAAGGAUCUGUCCAAAGUGUCCAUGCCGGUGGAGCUGAACGAGCCGCUGAACACACUGCAGCACAUGUGUGAGGAGCUCGAGUACACCGAGCUCCUGGAUAAAGCAGCUCAGACCGACGACCCCUACGAGCGCAUGGCCAUCGUUGCAGCGUUUGCUGUGUCAGGAUAUUCCUCCACCUACUAUCGAGCGGGUAGCAAACCCUUUAACCCCCUUCUGGGCGAAACAUAUGAAUGUAUCCGAGAGGACAAGGGAUUCUGCUUCUUUUCUGAACAGGUGAGCCACCAUCCGCCCAUCUCCGCCUGUCACUGUGACUCCCAGAACUUCACCUUCUGGCAGGACGUCAGAUGGAAGAAUAAGUUUUGGGGGAAGUCUAUGGAGAUUCUUCCCAUCGGGACAGUGAAUGUGAUGCUGCCCAGUUACGGUGAUCACUACGAGUGGAACAAGGUGACGACGUGCGUCCACAACAUCCUGAGCGGCAGACGGUGGAUCGAGCAUUAUGGAGAAGUGACCAUCAGAAACACCCGCAACACCACCUGCAUCUGCAAACUCUCCUUCAUAAAGGGAAACUAUUGGAGCUCGAAUGUGAACGAGGUGCAGGGGUCAGUGAUGGACCAGGAGGGCCGGGUCAUUCACAGACUGUUCGGAAAGUGGCAUGAGGGUCUAUACUGCGGAGUCCCGCCUUCAGCCAAAUGCAUCUGGAGACCAGGCUCUAUGCCCACAGAUUACGAGCUGUACUACGGCUUCACCAGGUUUGCAGUGGAGCUGAAUGAGUUUUUCCCAGAGAUGAAGGAGCUGCUGCCGCCUACUGACGCUCGAUUCAGACCAGACCAGAGGUUUCUGGAGGAGGGAAACGUCCAGAUGGCGACGGCUGAGAAACAGCGAAUCGAGGAGCAGCAGAGAAACAGGAGGAAGUGGAUGGAGGAGAACAACAUCAAACACCAGCCGCGCUUCUUCAAGAAGGUGAUGGACAGUAACCAGAGGGAGAGAUGGGUGUCCAACAGCAUGUACUGGGAGCUGCGCAAGGAUCCAGGCUUCCUGAAGCUAGAAAACCCUGAGCUGUGGUAAAAGCCAGAGUAAAACCCUAAGGCCACUCGCUUUACUAUGCAGCCUGGGACUGUAGCUUUGGACCGAACGUGGAGCGACGGUGACAGAGAGAGACACAGCGUCCACAUGUUGUGUCCUUGCCUUAAGACGUUUUACGCUUUUAGUGAAAUCCCACACUGUUAAAGAAAUGCAGAUCCUACUCAGAGUUUUAGACUCGUCUCUAAUCCAAAUAUCUGAACACUGGAAAAUCAAGAAGCAUUUCUAGACAGGCUAAAAAUAUUCUGUUUUCCGAGUCAAAAUUGAGUGUUUUCAGGAGCAGGGAUGUUCAUAAGGCUCAUGAAACCUUUAUAAUCCUGAUAUGACACGUGCUGAAUGUAAAUGAGACUUUAUGCAUGCUUAUAACAACUGUUAUCAAGUGUUAUUCGCUGAGUUAUGACAUUUUAAAUGCAAAGAUGAUAUUGUUUGUUAAUAUGACUUGACAUAAAUACAUCACAACCUGUUUUUAUGGUUGUCAUGAAGCCAAACACAUGUCAUUAAUAUAUUUUUGACCUCACCUACAGUGCUACAAGCUGAAGUUGUCAUUAAAAUGUCAGUAAAUAUUAACGAUACUCUUAAAAAUGAUUUGACAGUGUAAUCAGACUUUUAAUGAGACAUUAUGCUGACAAAGACAGUUUGAUCCACUGAACACGUGACCAGAAACGUAUUCAUGACACAAUUAUAAUGCAUGUUUGUGACAGAUUUAUGACAAGUUCU
Danio aesculapii is the source of this 3804-nucleotide messenger RNA. RefSeq names its product oxysterol binding protein-like 6 (gene osbpl6). The record is from RefSeq and is a predicted model, not a curated record. Bases 340 to 3072 code for a protein of 910 amino acids. Gene Ontology annotation, cellular component: perinuclear endoplasmic reticulum; plasma membrane; cytosol. NCBI's taxonomy places the organism in Eukaryota, Metazoa, Chordata, Actinopteri, Cypriniformes, Danionidae. Gene Ontology annotation, molecular function: cholesterol binding. The transcript has 23 exons.